AUGGCAGAUCUUUUAAUGGACUAUAGAAAAAAGGCCCCUAUUUCAGGCAAAUCUCCUGAUUCUCAGAAGUCUUUCAAUAAUUACUGCUCAUUUUUUCAAUCGCCAAAGAAGAGAUUUUCCAAUGUUGAUCCAACUAGCGCAGUCCAUCUUGUCGGACCGAUGUUCGAGCUCACUGCUCAUGUUGAUAGAAGAGGAGGAACUGAUGACUUUGACGCUUUUUAUCCUGAUUCUGCGCUUUCCAGUACUGUACGUAUUCUUUGCGAUCACAAUUAUGCCUUGCCUACGGGUCUUACGCCGCCUUCUAUGGCACCACACCUAAUGGAUUUGAAUAUUCCGUCCAAGUCCCAUUCAUAUCAAGAACCAGAAAAAUAUAUUCCUUCUUUAUCCUCGGUUGUAAAUAGCCCCCUUUCCAGAGAUACCAGAAUCAUACAAGAUACUGUUGUGGAUUCUAGCUGCACAGACCUCUCUGCAGCUCUGGCCAGUUCCGCUCCUGAGGGCAUGUCAACGUUGACGGAAUCACUUAAAAAAUCUACCCUUCCUUUGUUUCAUUCAGCAAUAUUGCCUAAACCUCCCAAUCUUGAACCACCUCCUUGGGCCUCAAACAGGAAAAAACGCAAGUCUCACCAAGGUCAAGAAAAUGUAGAGCCUUCAAAUGCUGGCUCUGAAAGUGGCAGUAUUUCUGGGGAUGGCGCCGAAUCUAUUGUUACUGGUGGAGGAAUAUCAACAAACAAUCAGCAUCGACCUCCUCCUCUUCCAAUAAAAGAAGGAGAAGAAACCGAAGAAGCCCUUGCUGACACAAAGCGCACUCUUUUUGGA
Molecule: messenger RNA, 816 nt
Organism: Protopolystoma xenopodis
Lineage: Eukaryota; Metazoa; Platyhelminthes; Monogenea; Polystomatidea; Polystomatidae
Source: the annotation of a GenBank genome assembly